Messenger RNA from Osmerus eperlanus (European smelt), 1047 nucleotides. Its product is annotated as trace amine-associated receptor 1-like. Lineage: Eukaryota; Metazoa; Chordata; Actinopteri; Osmeriformes; Osmeridae. The transcript has 2 exons. Bases 1 to 1047 code for a protein of 348 amino acids. The record is from RefSeq and is a predicted model, not a curated record. Gene Ontology annotation, cellular component: membrane. Gene Ontology annotation, molecular function: trace-amine receptor activity. Gene Ontology annotation, biological process: G protein-coupled receptor signaling pathway.
AUGGAGCCAGGUCUUAGUAUCAACAGCUCUCACAUGGUGGACUCCAUCCAUCUGUGUUAUGAGCAUGUCAACAAGUCCUGUGUCAUGACAUACGUCUUAUCUCCUGCUGUAAAAGGGGUUGUAUACAUCAUCUUUGGUUCCAUCAUUUUGCUCACUGUGGCUGGAAACAUGCUGGUUAUCAUCUCCAUCCUCCACUUCAAACAGCUCCACACUCCCACCAACUUCCUCAUCCUGUCUCUGGCUGUAGCUGACCUGCUACUGGGGGUUCUAGUCCUCCCUCCCAGCAUGGUGGUCACUGUGGAGAACUGUUGGUACAUGGGAGACAUCUUCUGUAAGAUCCACUCCAGCCUGGCCAUGACUUUGGUCACGGCUUCAAUCAUUAAUCUCUGUUUCAUUUCUAUUGACCGCUACUACGCAGUGUGUCGUCCUCUCCGAUACGCAAGGACCAUCACUAUUCAGUCAACUAUGGUCAUGGUAAUGGUGAGUUGGGGAGUGUCUGCUCUAGUGGGCUUUGGGACAAUAUUCCUGCAGCUCAACAUCCUGGGUGAAGAGGAGUUCUACUACGAGCAUGUGGUCUGUGAGGGUGGCUGUGGUGUGGCAUACCAGACUGCCACCUCUAGCGCUGUCUCCUCCUCUCUCUCCUUCUACCUCCCUGCACUCAUCAUGCUCUGCAUUUACCUCAAGAUCUUCCUGGUGGCCCAGAGACAGGCUCGCAGCAUCCAGAGCACCACCUUCCAGAACCAGAACUCUGGAGCUGUGGCCAGCAAGUCAGAGAGAAAGGCCUUCAGAACCCUGGCUAUCGUUAUGGGAGUAUUUUUAUGUUGCUGGACUCCUUUUUUUCUUUGCAAUGUUUCCGCUCCUUAUAUCAUAGACUCUAAUAUUCCUCGUUUGAUGAUAGUAACGUCUUCCAUUGGAUUCUCAAACUCAUUUCUCAAUCCCAUUGUGUAUGCUUUCUUCUACAGUUGGUUCAGGAGGGCAUUUCGGACGAUUGUCGUCGGUUCCAUAUUUCAGCCACAAUCAUCAAACACUAAAUUGGUAUCAGAUUAA